This is a messenger RNA of Hippocampus comes (tiger tail seahorse), 621 nucleotides long. RefSeq names its product DNA repair and recombination protein RAD54-like. The transcript has 3 exons. Gene Ontology annotation, biological process: reciprocal meiotic recombination; double-strand break repair via synthesis-dependent strand annealing. The record is from RefSeq and is a predicted model, not a curated record. Gene Ontology annotation, molecular function: DNA translocase activity. NCBI's taxonomy places the organism in Eukaryota, Metazoa, Chordata, Actinopteri, Syngnathiformes, Syngnathidae. Gene Ontology annotation, cellular component: nucleus. The annotation marks the transcript as partial.
CUUAUAGCGUGCUAGUUUCUUGUUUCCUAGUCUUUUGCAUGACCAAAGUGGUCUCAGAACAAGUUGAACUCUUAUUUCAAGGCAGGACUCGGCUAUGAGACAUUGAGAUGUGGCUUUUCCCCUAACAUGUCGGCUCUCGUUGCGUGUCAGACCCAGCGCUCAUCCAUGAGAAAUGCAUGCAGGGCGAGGAAGGUUUCCAAGGCACUUUGGAUCUUUUCCCCAAUGGCUACUCCGUUAAAAAUGUGGAGCCGCAACUGUCAGGCAAAAUGUUGGUCCUGGACUUGAUCUUGGCCAUGACGAGGUCCAGCACCAGCGACAAGGUGGUGCUGGUCUCCAACUACACGCAAACGUUGGAUAUCUUUGAGAAGCUGUGCCACUGCAGAAGGUACCCUUACGUCCGCCUGGACGGCACCAUGUCCAUCAAGAAGAGGGCCAAGAUUGUGGAGAGAUUCAACAGUCCGGAGAACCCCGAGUUCAUCUUCAUGCUGAGCAGCAAGGCGGGCGGCUGCGGCCUGAACCUGAUCGGCGCCAACCGCCUGGUGAUGUUCGACCCCGACUGGAACCCGGCCAACGACGAGCAGGCCAUGGCUCGGGUGUGGCGGGAUGGCCAGAAGAAGACGU